Glossina fuscipes is the source of this 786-nucleotide messenger RNA. RefSeq lists its product as uncharacterized. The record is from RefSeq and is a predicted model, not a curated record. The coding region runs from base 96 to 626 and encodes 176 amino acids. NCBI's taxonomy places the organism in Eukaryota, Metazoa, Arthropoda, Insecta, Diptera, Glossinidae. The transcript is spliced from 5 exons.
AACCAAAAAAAACUACAGCCGUGAAUUUAGAGAAAGGGCAAAACUAACUCUUUUAUACGAUCCUACACCGGAAAGAAAAGCUUUAGACCGAGGUUAUGACGAUAUCGAGAAAGAGGACACUUACAACAAUCAAAUGUAAAACGGAGAUAUGUAACAAUUAUGAUUGGAAUGAAGACGACGAUGACAUUUUUGCUUCCAUAAGCAUCCAAGAAAUCCUACAUCAAGAUGUGAAGGUGAAUAAUAAUUUUCCCCAUACGUCUAAGUUCCCAGUAAAUAAGCAGAUAACCCAGGGUAACCAAAGAGACAAUAUUAGUGGGUACUCCAAGAGCUUGGUGCUGAGAGAAACUAAUGUUGCAUUAGGACUAGGAGAACGGCCGGAGUUGGGAGAAGACAAAAACACAGUUGGCGUGAGUGUAAUUUCUAUUGAAAACGAAUCGGAAGAAGUGAAAAGUAAAGUGAAUCGAGAUGAAGUGGGCAAGGUGAAUAAUCCGGAAAGUUCGCUUGUUUCGGAAGAAAAAAUGAUUGCUGAAAAAAUCAGGCAAAAUGAUGGAGCAACUGAGCAAUGCGUCGACAUUCUCCAACUCUGUUUUCUUAACGCUGCAUUGGCAGAGUUCGCAUUAGUUUGAAUAACGGUGCUAACACUAAAAUUGAGGAAGAUACUCUGAGGCGAACAGAACGCAAUUAAAGAAAUAAGAUAAAAAUUUAUAUGAAAUUACAACAGUAUUAAUUCAUUUCAUAUAACACAAAUUUACGCCGGCGCAAUGAAAUAGUAUUUCACGUUGGCAC